CUUCUGGCUCAACUUGGAGCUGUUCUGAACUUUCAUCUGCUCAUGACGACAGCGAUUGCGACGAAACCACCUGUAAGCAGCUGAUCAUGUUAUCAUGAAUUUUCAUCUCGUGAGCGACAGAAAACUAUCCCUGCCUCUUCCUUUCCCGAGCAUAAGCGGAUAUACAGUUCUGCUUGCGACGAAUCCCCUCCAGGUAUAUUCAGAAGGAGGCGUGCGAGCCAUCCUGAUUCGUUUCAUUUUUAUGCCAGAUUACAUGGCCAUUCAACAGUUGUUCUAGAUAGAUGAGUUCGAGGCUCACAUGAGCCAUAUGCACAAAGGCUACUCCGCAGGCCAUAAGGAGCCAGCUAUUGUAAGCGUGUCAAGCGACGCCCCUGAGAUUCUGCUUAACCAUCUUCUUCUCGAAGCUGGGUGCAAUCAUACGAAGCUGGUUUUUCCUCCUUCUACAGUAUAGAUGUCUUAGGAAACAUAGCCUUGGCUGAGAGCUGAAGCUGGCUGAAGAUAGGGAUCUUGUAGUGUGCUUAUCAAAGUGUGGUAUCGGAGUUUCGUUCUAGGCUCCAUUGGCCGAAAUUUGUCACAUUAUUUGCACGUCUUGCAGAGUUGUAAACACCACUACACGCAGUUCGUGGAACCGCUGUCCCUUUCGCGAUAUCGCUAAGCGGCCUAAGGGGCUUUUUGGCCGAUUUCUGAGAUUCUACUCCGUAAAGCUGGGUAUAUCUUUGUCACCUAGAAAAAAUGACGCAAAAGUCAAUGUUUCAAUACCAUGUAUGUCCAAGAAUGCCAAGCAUCCAUGACGACGAAAAACAAACAACCAACAGCAUCGCGGAAUAACAAUCGGCGCGCUUCGGGCUUUAGCCGGACCCCGCGAAAUGCAAUACCAACAUGUCAGCAUGGCUGUCUUCAAUGCACCUCAUCUCUCCGCCAGACGACCAUGGAACCCCAGACACAACAGCUGCCCAUAUCUUUUGAACUUUCUUCAAUAUCCAGCAAGCCAAAGUUGACUCGCACGAGUGCAAGCAAAGUCAGAACAGGCUGUGUCACCUGCAAAAAACGGCAUGUCAGAUGUGACGAAGCAAAGCCUCACUGUCGAAAUUGUGUGAGGAAUAACCGGCAAUGUGAAGGUUACGCCAUCCCGGACAGAAAGCGGAAUAAGGGGCCAGGCCAGUUUCAAUGGGAUUCGAAACGAGUCACCUGGGCAGCUCCCUUGAAGGCGCAGCUUCAUCUUGUUCAGGACUCUCUCGACUUUCGAGACGCUCAGAGUGUUCUCUAUUUUGAUGAGUUUAUACAAGUUGUGCAGAGUCCAUGGAUCUCCGCUGGGUUCAACAGUGAUUUAUGGUCCGUGACGUUACCCCAAGUUGCACGUACCAACGAUAUUGUACGGCAUGCCGCGAUAGCAAUCGGCGCAUUGAGCAAAUGGCUUGCAAAGUCGGAAUAUGAUUCACUUGGUUCGUUGUUAUCGGCGGAUAAUGAAGCGGCUCGGGGGGACACAGACUAUUUGAACGCGGUAUCGCACUACUGCCAUGCGCUCAAACUACAGAGCCAACAAGUUUCGAUACACGACGCUGUAUUCCUUUCAGUUCUAUUUCUAUGUUUCGAGACAUUGCGAGGAAAUAGGAAAGCUGCCUUGGAUCACAUCAAUCAUGGACUGGCAAUGUUGCUUGCGCUCUUGACCGACGCAGAUUCUGCUCUGAUGACCUCGAUCGCCCCAAACCCAAAACCGCUCAUCGCUGUGGUAGCAGAUAUCUUCUCCCAACUGCUCCCACAAACAAGACUUAUACUACGCGGAAACAUCGGCCGUAGCCCCGCUGUACCAAACUUCACCAGAGGCCUACGCGCCAAGAAGCACACAGUUGAGUCUUUCAUGUCCAUGGUAAACCAGAUACCUCGAGAUUACCCACCGACUGAAGAACUUCCCCCUGUUCUUGACAACCUGGACGACUUUGAGAAAUAUUGGCUGACUGGUCGGAACGCCAAACUUGCUGUUGUUCCUCUCCUCAUGGAAGCUGUCCAGAGCACUGGUGUUUUGGUCUCGUCGGAUCCUGAUAUUAUCUCCAGAGUUUGGAAGGAAAUCACAGCUGAUCCACGUAUUAGAGAAAUCUGUGAAGCCUCCACGAAGGAAUUAAGGGCCCUCGAAGCUGCUUUUAUGCCUCUCUUCAACCGUGCAAUUAUGUCGGAUGCGAAAUCAACGGACUACAUCAGAGCUAUUCAUCUUCGCUUGCAUUACCUUGGUACUUGCACCUUCGAUGAUCUCACGCACUUCUAUGAUGUUGAGCCUAUUCAAGCCAAGACGCCCCUGUUUCGCGAGUUCCUCUCCCUAGCUGAGAUCAGUAUCCGCAUCGCGAAGCGGGAUUUGAAGAACCCGGCACAGCAGCUUUCAUUACAAUGCAACAUGGCAUCGCAUCUCUUUCUCAUCGCAUUAUUCUGUCGCGAUGCGCUUCUUCGCGACGAAGCUACAUGGUUGCUGAAAGACUACCCUGGUCAAGACGGGAUUUGGAACGCCCGCUCGCUGUACCUACUAUCUCACAGAAACAAGAUCGUGGAGCGGAUAAAUGCAUCCGAAGGCACGGCCAUGGAGCAGUGGCACAGGUUACUACGCAGAGAAUAUCUGUUUGAAGAAGGAGGUGACCGGGUUAUUUUCUGCUACUUGGAUAAGGAUGAGAUUACAGGGGAGUGGCAGCUCGUAGAGGAGACGGCCGUAGUGAAGGGAGAGCUUGAUGCUAUCGAGUGGAAAAGAAGACCGCCUUCAGCAGCUGGCAGACCGUUAUUGGGAGAUAUAAUUACCCUCUGGCCUGAGUUGGUGGAAUGAGAGAGCAACUUCCAAGCAGGCAAUGGGGAAAAAGGGGUUGGACUCAUGCGAUGUAAUCAGUGAAGAGACCCGUAUAAGCUAUAUAAACUAUGAACAUCUGGUUCUUCGCAUCAUGGUUAAAAGAAGCCUCGAUUUAUGCGAAGACAAUGACCAUGCCAAUGAAAUCUAGUAGAGAAAGAAGAAAAGAGCACAGCACGCUGUUUGUGAGAAGAGAAGUUUACAAAGUAUUAAUGAUAAAGACAGCAAAUCAAGCAGAUAAUAGAAAGAGAAAGUGACAGAAGGUUAUUGGUCCAGAGCUUGGUUCUGCACCAUUUCCCAGUAGAUGCCUUGUUUGUUGACCAGCUCAGUAUGUGAACCCUUCUCAAUAACCUUUCCAUCAUCAAAUACAAAGAUGACAUCUGCAUUCUGAAUCGUCGAAAGUCGGUGAGCGACAGAGAUGACAGUUCGUCCACUGCGAGCUGUGUCGAUCGCGGCUGCAACGACCUUCUCAGAUUCCGAGUCAAGAGCUGAUGUCGCUUCGUCGAGAAGAAGGACCUUUGGAUCUCGGAUCAAGGCGCGGGCGAUUGCGAUUCUUUGCUUCUGUCCCCCAGACAUAGAUACUCCUUUGUGACCCAUGUCGGUGUUGUAGCCUUCCGGAAGUGAGACAAUGAAGUCGUGGAUGAAGGCAUCGCGACAGACUUGGUGGAUCCUGUCGUCGGUCACAGACUCUGGAUUGUCGAUUCCGAAGAGUAUAUUAUCGCGAAUGGAUCCUCUAAACAUGGCGGGUUCUUGAGAUACGAGAGACAGAAGUUGACGGUAAUCGUAGACAUUCGUAUCCUUGAUGUCUUGGCCAUUGCACAGGAUUGCACCAUUACCAGGUUCCAAGUCAUAGAAGCGUUCGAGAAGCGAGAUAACGGUUGUCUUGCCACAGCCUGAUGCUCCGACAAAAGCGGCAUACUGGCCCUUCUCAAUGGUAAGGUUCAGCCUGUCAAAGACGGGAACGUCUCUCGUGGGGUAUUUGAAGGAGACGUCGCGCAACUCAAUCUUGACUCCGCCGUCAGUGUCCUUGAUACCCUCUCCAUGCUUGCCAUAUGUCUGUCGAUCUGGAUGAACAGAUUGCCGCACGUCGAGAAUACGGUUCGCGGAAGCAGUCACUUGGGCAGCGCUUGGCGCCAGUCCGAACCCUUGACUGCCGGCCUCAGCGCCCUGGAUGACUGCCAUGAAGCAGACAAAGAACGCCUCCAUUGAGUAUUCUCCGCUGAUAAGGAGACCACCGCCGUACCAGAACAGCAAAGCCUGACAUCCGAGGCCGACACUGUCUGCGAAGCCAAAGAUCGCUGACGUCCACUGAGCCUUUCGAUUGGCCGCCUUCACAUGCCCAUCCAAGAGAUCGCGGUACCGGCUGUUGAUCGAGUCCUCCAUGGUAAGCGAAGACACUGUUCUAAUAGCCUCGAUCGCUUCGGUCGCAAAUGCGGAGCUUUCUUGGAAGACCGCAGCAUUCAUCUUGUCGAAGUGAACUUCAUGCUUGUACUUCCAGCAUCCACCAGCGAUCAUGAGUGGCAAGGCAACAGACAUGGAGAUCAAGCCGAGCUUCCAACCGAAGACGAGUGAGAUGAUGACACAGCCAGUGAUGUUGAAGAUGGCGGAGAGCAUGAGUGCGAGGUUGAUGCCAAGAAGUUCCUCCAGCUGUUUUGCGUCACUCGAAACGCGAGAGCUCAGAGAUCCAUGGGAGUUGUCUUCCUGAUCAAAGAAGGAGAGUUGCUGAUACAGCAUGUCAUUGAGGUACUGGGAUUUGUACACUCCGCUGACGUAGUAUUGAACGCGCAACCCGAUCCAGCCCUCACAAAGAUACGCAAGACCAACCCCUCCAGCAAGGGCAAACCACAUGAAGCCCCAGAACUGGCUCUCACUCUUCAAGUCACUGCCCUGAAGAAGGAAGACCCCGAGGGCUUUCGCGAAGAGCCAAGCUUGGAUGGGAGUACCAGCUGCGACGGCCAUAGACGAGAGGAGAAUACCAAGGAAGUUAGGCCACUUCUGUCUUCGUUCGUACAGUAGCUUUCCGAAACUUUUGAAGAGACCUCGGGACUUCUUGAGGGCUUCUUCUUGGGUGAAAGUCGCAGUGAUAUCAGCCAGCUUCGCAUCAGGAUGAUGUUUGUGAGACUCAUCAUCCGACACAAGAGCGCCCUUCUCUUCCUGAUUAUCAGCAACCUUAAGAGCCUGCGCCCUGACAAGAGAAGCAUAAACUCCAUGGGUCUUCGUCAUGAGAUCCGCAUGCGCGCCUUGCUCAACCGCUUUCCCGCUCUGCAGCACGAUGAUGUUGUCGGCCUUCUUGAUGGUAGAUAGACGAUGUGCGAUGGUGAUGGUUGUGCGGUUUUGUGUGGCCCUAUCGAGUGCAGCUUGGACGAUCUUCUCACUCUUCGCAUCAAUGGCGCUGGUGGCUUCGUCGAGGAUGAUGAUGUUGGGCUUCUUGAUGAUGCUUCUCGCGAUCGCUAGGCGUUGUUUCUGGCCGCCCGACAGCUUUGCGCCGCCGUCACCGACAUGCGUAUCGUAACCCU
This is a messenger RNA of Fusarium odoratissimum NRRL 54006, 5337 nucleotides long. RefSeq lists its product as uncharacterized. NCBI's taxonomy places the organism in Eukaryota, Fungi, Ascomycota, Sordariomycetes, Hypocreales, Nectriaceae. The record is from RefSeq and is a predicted model, not a curated record. Gene Ontology annotation, biological process: regulation of DNA-templated transcription. The transcript has 3 exons. Gene Ontology annotation, molecular function: zinc ion binding; DNA-binding transcription factor activity, RNA polymerase II-specific. Bases 761 to 2803 code for a protein of 680 amino acids.